AUGCACAGCAUGAGCGCGGCAUCGCAGGGUAUGACGAUGGGGCCAUCGCCGGGCAAUCCGAACUCUUCUUUGGAGAUCUCGAGAAGCUCACGGAAGACUAGAGUGUUGAUGUACGCUAAGGGAAGUACAAACCGGACGCGGUCGCUGGAGUACACUACGAAGCUUCCUUUGACGGGAAAAGAAGAGGGGUAG
This is a messenger RNA of Spirodela intermedia, 192 nucleotides long. Lineage: Eukaryota; Viridiplantae; Streptophyta; Magnoliopsida; Alismatales; Araceae. The record is from the annotation of a GenBank genome assembly.